AUGUGGAAACACCUAAUACUCUACUCCUUACCGGAGUCAUCGCUCACCCAGAGUGGUCGCUCUCUCAGUUGCCAAUUCCGCAAUGCCACAUCUCUACCAGUGCUCUAUCCAUCUCGGCGCCACUACUGCGCCAGCAAAAGCAGCAUUGAUGGAAAGAAAAGCUCCGCGAAGCAGCCUUCAUCCUCAGCACCGACAUCGCCAGCAAAUAGCAAAAUACAGUUUAAACAGAACCCGCAGCCUACACCGAGCCAGCCAGGCGACAAAGACUUCGUGCCACCACUUUUAAAUCGGCCGAUUGGUCUAGUCAUUCCGCCGCAGGAAGGGCAGAAUACAGGAAUUGACACACGAACACUUCGACAGCGACGAGAUGACUUUGUCGAUUAUAGUAGACACUUGGAGAGGAGGAAAGAAUUGACUCGACAAGUCGCGAAACCAUAUUUUCGAGAAUGGUCCAACCUGAAGUAUCACGAAGGAAAGACGUUUAAAUCGAACCCACGACUCUUCAAACGGGACAAGGCCCUUUUCUUCCCUAACAUGUACGGAAUCACGCUGGCAUCACCCAAGCUACCUCAGAAUACGACCUCGAUCCUCCGAGGAAAGGUAUCGAUCGUGAGCCUAUUUUCCAGUGUCUGGGCCGAGGCGCAGGUCGCUACGUUCACCGGACCGAAGCAGAACCCGGGUCUAUACGAGGCGAUGAAGAGCGGGAGUCAGGUCCAGAACCGGCUCGUUCAGAAAGUAGAUAUCAAUCUAGAGGAGAAUAGGGUCAAGGCGUGGUUGGUGCGCAUGUUCAUGUGGCGGAUGAGGGGGAAGUUGCCCGAGGAGCAGCAUCAGAGGUAUUUCCUCGUCCGCAAGGGUCUGACGGAUGGGUUGAAGGAGGCUAUUGGGAUGAUGAAUAGUAAAGUUGGAUAUGUCUAUCUACUGGACGAGAACUGCCGCAUCAGAUGGGCCGGUAGUGGGCCUGCAGAGGAGGUGGAGUUGGCGGCGUUGAAUAACGGUGUCCGGAAACUGAUCGAGGAAAGGAGAAUAAGCCUGGAGUCUGAGAUCCCAGCUGAACAGUGGCAGGAGAGGAGAUCGGAUGAGUCGAUGCCUCUGAAACCCAGAGUCGCUGUGAGACCCUGA
Messenger RNA from Monascus purpureus, 1119 nucleotides. NCBI's taxonomy places the organism in Eukaryota, Fungi, Ascomycota, Eurotiomycetes, Eurotiales, Aspergillaceae. The record is from the annotation of a GenBank genome assembly.